AUGAGCUCACUCAAGAGGAAGGAUGCCCCCGGGGGUACUCCUCCAUCAAAGUCGGCAAAGUCGACCAAGUCAUCACGCCCCUCGAAACGCGACACUCCCACCAAGGACCGCAAGCAGGACGGCGGCAAGGACAAGAAGUUUGCAGCAGACGCUCCCGCCCCCAAGGCGCCUGCGGUGUCCCGACUUCUCAAGGAUGAAGAGCCUCUGUUUCCUCGUGGAGGCGGCAGUGUCCUCACUCCUCUUGAGCAGAAGCAGAUCACCAUGGAGGCGAAGGCAGAUGCUGCCAAGGAAGAGGCCGAGUUCGACGUCAACGAGAAGAGCAAGGCAAAGAAGGAGAAGAGACGUAAGGCCAAGGAGACCAAGGAUCUUAAGCCCGCCCGCGAUGAGGAUGCGGUCAAGAUUGAGGGUCUGAAUUUCAAGCGAUUGGUGAAGGGCUCUCUGGUCCUGGGUCAGAUUAUCCACAUCGAUCCCGUCCAACUCACGAUUGCGCUACCGAACAACCUGACUGGACAUGUCUCGAUUGCUGCGAUCUCGGACACCAUCAACUCAAAACUGGAAGGCGCUAUGGAAACCUCCGACAACGAAAGCGAAGCGGAGGACGAGGCAGACGAUGUUGACCUGAACUCGAUGUUCAAGGUUGGACAAUACGUUCGCGCACAUGUUCUCUCGACUUCCGACGACUCGGCUGGCGGCAAGGCCAAGCGACGCAUUGAGCUGUCUCUCCGACCUGUCGACACCAACACCGGCAUUUCAGGCGACGAUGUGGUGGCGAACAUCACCCUUAUGGCGUCCAUUGCCAGCGUGCAAGACCACGGUUAUGAGAUGAACCUGGGAAUUGAUGGAGACCUUAAAGGUUUCUUGUCCAAGAAGGAGGUUGGACCAGGCAUGGACGAGGCCAGCCUUCAGCCCGGUGCUGUCUGCCUCUGCGCUGUCAAGAGCGUCACCGGCAUUGUUGUUCAGCUCUCCACGGAUCCCCAGAAGCUUGGCAACACCUCGAACAUUCCCUCAAAUGCACCCACCAUCAGCUCAUUUUUGCCCGGUACUCUGGCCGAUGUCCUGCUCACCGAAGUGACCAAGAGAGGUCUUCAGGGCAAGCUUUUGGGUCACCUGCCUGUUACGGCUGAUCUAAUUCACUCUGGCGUCGGCCCCGAUGGUGUCGACCUCGAAGCAAAGUACAAGGUUGGCGGCCGUGUCAAGGCACGCAUCAUCUGCAAUUUCCCGGCUGCGAGAGAACCUAAGCUCGGUAUGUCUCUGUUGCCCCACAUUACCAACCUGCAGUCCAAGGCAUCGGGUAAGGGCAGCAGAGCGAAGGCUCCUCUUGAUCUGCUUCCUAUUGCUUCUUUCGUCGAGAAGUGUACUGUACGCCAAGUUGAGCCAGAGAUCGGUCUUUACGUCGACACCGGUAUUCCCAACAUGUCCGGCUUUGUCCACAUUUCUCGUGUCAAGGAUGGCAAGGUAGACGCACUGUACGAGACUAGCGGGCCCUACAAGGUCGGCACGACUCACCGCGGCAGAGUUGUGGGCUACAGUCCUCUUGAUGGAAUGUUUCUUCUCUCUUUCGAGAAGUCUGUUCUUGAACAGGCUUUCAUCCGUCUGGAGGACGUACCCAUUGGAGAGGUCGUCUCAGGCAAGAUUGAGAAGAUGAUCGUCGGCGGAAGCGGUGUUAGCGGCUUGAUCGUCAAGUUGGCUGAAAACAUUUCUGGAUACGUUCACGAAUCACACUUGGCCGAUGUCAAGCUCCAGCACCCUGAGAAGAAGUUUAGAGAGGGACAAGAGGUCAAGGCCCGAGUGCUCUCCAUUAGGCUGCGGAAGCACCAGCUUCGCCUGACUCUGAAGAAGACGCUUGUCAAUUCGGAUUCGGCUAUUAUCAAGAACUACGACGAUGUUGAGGUUGGCAUGCAGACCCUGGGUACAAUUACAUCUGUCAGCGCCGAUGGUGCUCGUCUUGAGUUCUUUGGUGAUAUCAGAGGCUUUUUGCCUGUGUCGCAGAUGAGUGAAGCCUACAUUAAGGACCCCAGGGAACAUUUCCGCGCGGGCCAGGUUGUCAGCGUUCACGUUCUGAGUGUGGUGCCUGAGGAGCGUAAGCUGGUUGUUUCCUGCAAGGACCCUUCAGCUUUCGGUCUGGACAAGCAGGCAGCUCUCAAGGCGCUCAAGGUUGGAGACCUCGUCUCCGCCAAGGUUUCCCAAAAGACCGAAGAUGAGGUCUUCGUUGACCUGGAGGAAAGCGGUCUCAAGGCCAUUCUCCGCGUUGGCCACUUGACCGACAAGUCUGCAAGCAAGACUCAGGCCGCUCUCAAGCGCAUUCACGUCGGCCAGACUCUGUCCGAUUUGGUUGUCAUUGACAAGAACGAGCUUCGUCGUGCCGUCAUUCUGUCCCAAAAGCCCAGCUUUGUCGAGGCUAGCAAGAGUGGAAAACUCUUGUCAAGCUCUGAUGACGCUACCGUUGGCACAGUUGCUCCUGCUUACGUGCGAGAGAUUGGUCCCCAUGCCGUCUAUGUGCAGUUUGGUGGUAACCUGACAGCGAUUCUGCCAAAGUCCAAGCUGCCCAAGGACGACCAAGAGAAGGAGUCUUUUGGCAUGCGCAAGCACCAGUCUAUUGAGGUCAAGAUCAUCUCCUCCAACCCUGAGCAAAACCGCAUCAUUGUCGCUCCGGCUUCUGCUGAGGAACCAGAGGCCGCCCCUGCUGCUGCUGCUCUGAACUCUGUCGAUGAGAAGAUCCGCAACGUCAACGAUGUCGCAUUGGGUACUGUGAUGAACGCCAAGGUUACCUCCGUCAAGAACACACAGUUGAACGUCAAGGUCGCCGACAACAUUCAAGGCCGUAUCGACGUUUCGCAGUUUUUCGACAAGUGGGAAGACAUCACCGACCGCAAGAACCCCUUGAAGAAGAUUCGACCUGACGAGAUUAUCCGUGUCCGCGCCAUUGGCAUCCACGACUCCAAGAACUACCGCUUCCUACCUUUCUCUCAUAGAUCAACGCACUCCCUAAUCGAACUCACCGCCAAGAAAGCUGACCUCGAGGCCAAGGAAGUCGAGCUCCUUUCUUAUGACAAGGUUGAGGUCGGCUCCUCUCACGUCGCCUUUGUCAACAACCACGGAAAGAACUGUUUGUGGGUCAACCUGUCCCCGACCGUCCGUGGAAGAAUCAGCAUCAUGGAGGUUUCGGACGAUUUGUCUCACGCUGGCAAUCUUGAGAAGUACUUCCCUGUCGGAUCAGCCCUGAAGGUCCGUGUCCUGUCCGUUGAUGCCGAUAAGGGCCACUUGGAUCUGUCAGCUCGUUCCUCUUCUGGAGCCAGCGAGGUUACAUGGGAUUCUCUGAAGAAGAACAUGGUUCUUCCCGGAAGAGUCACCAAGGUCAAUGACCGUCAGCUUAUGGUCAAGCUUAGCGACUCUGUCUCUGGUCCUGUCCAUGUGGUCGACCUCUGCGAUGAUUACGAUGAGGCAAACACACUUAAGUUCAACAAGGGCGAGAUCAUCAGGGUUUCCGUUGUUGAGGUUGACAAGAGCAACAAGAGACUCAGACUAUCUACGCGUCCUUCCCGUACUCUCAGUUCCACAUCACCUGUCGCUGACCGCGAAAUCACUUCGCUGGCCCAGCUUUCGUCUGGAGAUAUUAUUAGGGGCUUUGUGAAGAAUGUUGCCGAUAAGGGUCUAUUCGUUCAGCUGGGAGGUAGCGUGUCUGCCCUUGUGAAGAUUGCCAACCUUUCUGAUCGCUACAUCAAAGACUGGAAGGAGAGUUUCCAGGUUGAUCAGUUGGUCAAGGGUCGUGUCAUCAAUGUUGAUACUGCCAUCAACCAGGUCGAACUCAACCUGAAGGCUUCCGUUGUUGAGAAUGACUACACCCCGCCCGUUUCGUACAAGGACAUCAAGGAGGGCCAAAUCGUGACUGGCAAGGUUCGCAAGGUGGAAGAGUUUGGCGCAUUCAUCGUUGUGGACAACUCAGCCAACGUCAGUGGCCUGUGCCAUCGCAGCGAGAUGGCUGAGAAGCCUGUUGCCGACGCCCGCAAGCUUUACAACGAGGGCGAUGUUGUGAAGGCCAAGGUUAUCUCCGUUGACGACGAGAAGAGGCGUAUUACAUUCAGCCUUAAGCCGAGCCACUUUGACGAAGAUAGCGAUAUGGACGACGUGGACGGAGGCGCAGAGCUUGACAGCGACGAGGACUCGGAUGUUGAGAUGGGUGACGGUGGCGUUCAAUUUACCAUCAGCGGAACGGACAACAUGGACGGCUCUGAUGAUGAGGAGGACGACGAGGAGGAGUCCGAUGGGGAGGAAAGCGACGUUGAUAUGGAUGAGUCAUCUGCUAAGCCCAAGGGCUUGGGUGCUGGCAAGUACGACUGGACAGGCGACGCUUUCGACGAUUCAGACAAUGAAUCGGCCGGAGCUGCGAAGUCUGCUGCGACCGACAAGAAGGAGAAGAAGAAGAAGGGCGAGAUCCAGGUUGACCGUACCGGUGACCUCGAUGCCCACGGACCGCAGACUGCCACCGACUACGAGCGACUUCUGUUGGGUCAGCCUGACUCGUCUCAGCUCUGGAUUGAGUACAUGGCUCACCAGAUGAAGGUUAGCGAGCUUUCCAAGGCCCGGGAGGUCGCCGAGCGGGCUAUCAAGACCAUCAACAUCCGUGAGCAAGCCGAGAAGCUUAACGUCUGGAUUGCCUACCUCAACUUGGAGGUUGCCUAUGGCACCAAGACUUCCACGGAGGAAGUUUUCAAGCGCGCCUGCCAGUACAACGACGAACAAGAGGUUCACGAGCGCCUGGCCAGCAUCUACAUCCAAUCCGGAAAGCUCAAGCAAGCCGAUGAUGUCUUCCAGUCGCUGGUCAACAAGUUCAAGUCCAAGUCACCGGACGUGUGGGUGAACUACGCCCACUUCCUCCACGUGACGAUGAAUGAGCCCGACAGAGCGCGCGCUCUCCUACCACGUGCGACACAAGCACUGGAGCAGCGCCACACCGCGCAGUUGAUGGCGAGAUUUGCCGCUCUGGAGUUCAAGUCGCCCAACGGCGAUGCUGAGCGUGGUCGUACGACGUUCGAGACAAUCCUGGCUACUUGGCCCAAGCGAUUCGAUUUCUGGGGCCAGCUCAUUGAUCUGGAGCUCUCAGCUGCCGAGCCGGAUGCUACAGCUAUCAGGGAUGUCUUUGAGAGGGGUACCAAGGCGAAGGGCCUCAAGCCCAAGAAGGCCAUGAAGUGGUUCAAGCGCUGGGCAGACUGGGAGGAGAAGCUGAGCCCGAAGGGCCGGGACAAGGUGAUGGCCAAGGCACAGGAGUGGGUGGCCGCCAAGAAGGCGGCAGCAGCUACGGCAGAGGAGGAUGAGGACGACGAGUAG
Colletotrichum truncatum is the source of this 5325-nucleotide messenger RNA. RefSeq names its product rRNA biogenesis protein. NCBI's taxonomy places the organism in Eukaryota, Fungi, Ascomycota, Sordariomycetes, Glomerellales, Glomerellaceae. Gene Ontology annotation, cellular component: small-subunit processome; nucleolus. The record is from RefSeq and is a predicted model, not a curated record. Gene Ontology annotation, molecular function: RNA binding; protein binding. Gene Ontology annotation, biological process: rRNA processing.